Cadophora gregata is the source of this 11053-nucleotide messenger RNA. RefSeq lists its product as uncharacterized. The transcript has 5 exons. Lineage: Eukaryota; Fungi; Ascomycota; Leotiomycetes; Helotiales; Ploettnerulaceae. Gene Ontology annotation, molecular function: oxidoreductase activity, acting on CH-OH group of donors; flavin adenine dinucleotide binding. The record is from RefSeq and is a predicted model, not a curated record. Bases 5143 to 10605 code for a protein of 1820 amino acids.
UGCCAAUUUAGAUUCCAUGUUUAUAUGAUUGUGUGGAAUGCCGGACCUUGUUGGAAACGACUUUGCCAAGGGUUCCCUUUGUCAAUCUUAAUGCUCAAGACGCAGCCUUUUCUGCCAUACAAAGUCUAUAGUAACCACACCAAAUAGCCAAAUUUUUCUGCAGGUCUUCCGCAAGUAGCACCCCGCAAGAGAAACACAAAUGGAUUAUCGGCCCCUACCACAAGAAUAAUUCAUGAUUACGAGUCUGCCUCUCAUUGCCGAUUUUGUAUUUCUGACAUUGCGAUAAUUUUCCCCACUCCACCACACUUCAUGGCCCUUUCCCUCUAGCUUCAUUCCCAUCUGUACUUCUCGCACCCAACCCCAAAAUCCUUACACACCUCCCUGCCCUGCGCCUUCACAUUCUCCACAACCCAAAGCCUCGAAUUCGAGAAAACAAAAACUUUUCCCGGCGCAAACGCAAAAUUAUUACUCGUCUCCCCAAUGAAUAUUUUCCCAAGCAGGAUUCCCUCCGGAUUCCAUACAUGCACGCCAUCCCCAGCACCGGCCCAAACAUUGCCUUCCGUGUCGCAAUGAAUCCCAUCCGGAAACCCAAUAUCUGAGAAUGCGAAGGUCCGGCGAUUGGUGAGCCUCUUCUCACAAUCGAUGUCAAACGCAUAGAUUGUUGCUGGUCUCGUGCCGUUGAACGCAAAUUGCUGGGCGCCUGUAUCGGUCACGUACAGAGUCUUCAAAUCUGGCGAGAACUCCAGUCCAUUGGGCUCAACGAAUCCAUCGGCAACUACUUGGAUGAUUCCCGUCUGAGGCUCAAAUCGGUAGACUUGCUUGGGCUGAGAUGGCGCUGGCCGGAAAUCUUGGUAGUAUCCAUAAUCUGCGUCGGUGAACCAGAGGUCUCCUGUCACAGGAUGUUGUCGCGCGUCGUUGAUGGAGGAGAAAUUACGGCCCAUGAAGCUGGUGAGCAGAAUUGUGGAGGUGUUGGUAUUGGGGUCGACGGCGACGAGUUGCGAGUAGUGCUCGAAGUCGCCUUCGUCGCAGUAGACUUGCUGGGGAGGUGUUUGCGAUUGGUCUGCGCCGGGAGGGUAAUAUGAUGUUCCCCCAUUUGCUUCCCAUACAUCGGGAAAUUGAGUGCUGGUGAUUGAAUAGUCGUCAAGAGAGACAAUUGUGAUGUUGAUGUUGUCCUCCAAGCUCUGGUAAUUGGAAGUUAUGUAGAGUGAGUUGUCUUUCUUGUUAUAGAUGCCAGCUUCAUGGAAUGCUUCCCACGGAAGAUCGGCGAUUUUGCGAGCUGUGGCAUUUUCUCCUAGGACGGUCUGAAAGUCUGGAUGGUAGCUCAAGAGUGAGAUAACUGGUGUUGUGAUAUUGGUAGCCGAGAGGGUUGUGAAGUAAGUUGCGUCUCUAGCGAGAGCCAGUAGAUCAACACUAACAACCGACAUUGUAGCAAAUAUUGAAGCAGCGAAGCUGAGCAAAACGAGGAUAUACUAUUGAUCUUCGGACUUUCUUCCUAUUUCCUGUCCAGACUCACCUUUUUGUACUUUUUUGUUUUCCGUCCUGACAGCCCUGACGACAUUGGCUGCUGCGGGGUUUGCGGGGUAAAAACAGCGGUGUUUCCUCCGUAGUGGGGCGGCACGUUGACAAGUGCCAUUUAGGGCUUCAGCGGGAGGUAAUGAUCAUCGGGAUUGGAUGAUUUAAUCAGCCAGGACAAUGCGCUACGGAAGACAGCAUCGGUACCUGAAUUUUCUAUGGCUUGUCUGUCGUCAGGGCGCAGCAGCGAAGUGUCAGGAUACAAAAUCAAGUGAACAGUACAGUAAGUCCUUUCAGAUGUCCUUCAGCAUUCUGGGGAGGUAACGUCAAUCCUCUACCAAAGUGAAAAUUGACCGACAUGUGCCCUAAGAUCUACGGUGCGCGCAUUGCCACUCAAGGUCAAUUGUUAGAUGAGGGAUUUCCAGUGGAGGAGGACAACUGCUCUUGACAAGGAAUAUUUAGAGCGAGAGGCCUCAUAUCUUUCCUUGCUGGCAUCCAACUCGUAUGUUCUGAUAUAUGUUUGCCCUACUUGCUGACAUCCACUAUAUCUCAAAUCUCAUUCUGCCCAUCCUCGGCCAGCUCGCCAUCUCAAAUCCAGGGUACAGAACGCAGGAACUCACCUGUGGUCCACGAAAUUCCGUCAAGGGCGAAACAGUCUCAGUCUUCUUAUCCACCGAUCUAAAGACCUGAAAAUCUCACGGAAAUUUCCUCCUCAGAUAUCAGAGAUCCGAGCCUUUUGCCCCUGCUCAACAGGCAGAAAUACAUUCUCGACAAUUUUAUAGGGCCAGUGGACUUUCGAUGAGAGGGCGACUUUUGACACGAGUGCUGAGUUUGAUGAUGGCAGAUCUCAAGAGGGCGUAGCCUUUGUUUAGUGAGGAGAGCGAGCUGUUAUGAGCCUCAACUUGGAGUGUUGAGGUGAGAUGAGCAGUUGGACAUGUUCUGCAGAAAGGAAAGGAACUAGUGAUUGGCCAAAAUGAAGUACUGUAGAGAAGCAAGAUAUUGUUGGUGUCUUGGUAUUGAAUGACGCGAUGUGUGUCAUGUCAACGGGAAAAAUUGGCAAAGGGACUCUGUAUGAACAUCUCUGAGAUACACAGCCAAGGAUUCAAGAAAUUACAAAUGAACAAGUAGACAGACAGUGCAUGAGGCCCUGUGGCUAGCCUAAUUCUGAAUUGCAAACAGGGGAUUUGGCUAUCCAAUAUGUUCGGUCUCAGACUAAGAUCUCGAAUUUAGCUCUUUACAGUUCCCUCCCCAAGACACAACUUGUUCUCUGUGCACGACUCGAGGAGAGAAGCGAAAGUCAACAAGGCGAAAUGUGCACACGUGAUCUCGGGAGCAGCCUAGCUGCCGCUAGUAGUGUCUCCAGAAACACGAUAAGUCGAGAUCCAGACUUGCGUCCUAUCAUUCAACAUCGAAACGUCGUUGUGAAUUGAUUCCGUCUUACCGCUUCUCGAUCCCCUAGGAUUUAGGACUGAAAUUUAGUCACGUGAACGGACCCAAAGCAAAGAUACCUUCCCUCAAGGUACCGAACAUGACAUGGCGCACCUCUCUCGCAGAAAGUACAUGUGCUUCUCCGAGUCUCGUACAACCACACCAUGUGCCGUCAAUAUUGGGUUCUGACAGCAAAACAAACGGGAAAUAUGAUGACCGCGAUAGAGAGUGACGGGGUGGGAAGGCGAGACAUGGUCUCAGACACUCCCGCUGCCCCGGGUACAGCCUGGUUGAGUCUGACAGCAGAAAGAAGGACCUGACUAUUAUUUGAAGACGAAGAAACAGCAGGAGCGGCGCAGUUGCUCGUAUAUCGCCAGUCAGAUCCUUAUUGUUACGUCGAUGACUUCAUCCGCCGAUCCAUUCAAUGAUCCUUCGAGUCCUCGAUUUUGCUUUCGCAAAUUUUGAGUCAUGAGAAGGAAGAGGAGGAGGAAGGAGAACUCAAAUGAUGGGUUGGAUAAGAUCCCAGCCUCAGGGCAAGGUCUCGGGUAGUAAUCUGCAUUUGCACCUGCAUGUCAUCUCAUCCUUUCCCAAUGGGGUUCCCGUGCGGAGUGACGCAGCCGAGUACGCCAUUAUCUAUCUGGGCGACGAUGAGAUGUGUUGUGCCUUGAGGAUGCGUCUCGAGUCUCGCGGUCGUUGGCAUAGAAUAUCGCAGUUCGAACUAUGGUCCAUUCAAAGAUCAUCAACAAAACGUCCCUGUUCAGAUGGCUUGCAGCAACUACAAUACGCAUGUAUGCCAUGCUCUAGACUGGCUACGGAGAGAACGAACCAUGCAGACAGAAAGGCUGUGCGAAUGGGAGGGGAUGAAUCCUGCAUGUUGCCGUCGAGUUACCGUUUAGUUCCCGCCCGACUGGACGCAGAAGCAAAUGCAGAAGCACUUUACUGUCGUCUCGGUGUGAUAUUGGAGAGCACAGGGAAAGGAGAGGAGAGACAUGAGCACAAGGACACGGGAAACUCGACUCGACUCGCCCUGUUUCUCCCCAUCAGUAUCGCUGUCGUCAUCACAUGGCAGGAUGCCCGGGUCGGUGACGGAUGAAGCUGCUGAAGUCUCUCAUCCUCCAAUACCGUGCUGAAGCAGUACAGAGAGUCCUUCUCCUAAGUUCCCUCCGCAAGCCCUCAUCCUGCUGCCCCUCUAGCUUGCAUCGCGGCUGAAAAUUUCCAGCAUCCCAGGACUUGGUACAUCACCUCAGUGGGUUAUUGUCUGUGUCAGCAAUCAUCCUGCCGAGAACUCAGCCAGCAGGUUGCCGCCGGCCACUCUCCAUCGCUGCAGAAGAGGGGCCAAAAGGAUAUCAGCACCAGUGAUCUGAGUUCUGUCAUUGGCCAAUUCACGAGUUUUGGUGUGGCAGCCGUUUGUUCUGCCCGUCUCUGCCGCCUCGAUCCGCUAUUUGGGGAGGUCUCCCAGGGCCCAGCAGUGGUCAGGAUGGACGUCAGGAUGGACUCGGGAGUGGCUGGGCGCUCGGUAUCUCCCCACUUCAGCGUAUUCAGCUUCUCAUCCAUCAGCCCUAACGGCUUCACCUGCAUAAUCAUCCUGUCUUCUGCGGAUCAUUGACUGAACGUUUGAUUGAUUGAUCAAGUCAACAUGCCCAAAGCCAUGGCUCCAGGACAAGAAGUGCUCGAAUCGCAUGUGUCAUCCCAUGUGAUAGAUGGUAGUCAGCACUGGCUCUGAUCUGCUCUCUAUUUCACGUCAACGGCCUCUCAUUCUUUCCAUUCGUUCAUUACAUCUGCACCGUUUCCCUGUGGCUGUCAUAGCUUGUAACGUAAGUCCCAAUCCGCCUCGGUCCCUAUCCCUCGGGUGCAGCUCCCAAAAUAUCCCCUGCGCUGGAUUCAGAUUUAUCCCGCACCACCCUGUGCCCCUCCACACCCUCCACAUCCACCAUCCAACUCGGUGUCUUCAUUCGCAGAGCUCUUUAAUCAAUCGACGAGGCUGUAAAAAAGGUCUUCUCCAGGCACCCUUUCUUAUUUCUUGUAUUAUAUAGCUGGAAGCCGAGGAGGAUCUGGAGAGUUUGGGUUCUUGACUUUGCUUUGGUCCGAGUAAGAAGAGCCGAGCUUACAUCCGCCCCCAACAACAAACCACCGCUUUAAAAAUUUCUUGCAGGCAGUCUUGAUAUAAGGCUGGUAUUCCCACCUCCUUGGGAUGAAGUUCUAAUGUUCAUCGCAUCACACAAUAUGAACGCAGAUCCCGCCAACGCUAAUGCACCACCUAACUCCGAUAAGAUGAGCGACGGAAUCAUCAGCGAUGAAGAUGAGCAUGACUUCUCCAGUUCAAGUCCCAGCAGCAUGUCACCCAGCUUCGAGGAUUUCGAUCGCUGGCAAGCACAUAUCGGCCUCAAAGCCUUUGGCGAAGGACUGAACGCUGCAGCGAGAGCAGUCUUCCCUGUUGAGACAAGGUCACGGUACGCCAAGGUGUACGUACUGCUGGCUAACUGGGCAGAGGAAGAUUCGAACAGACCCGCGCCAAUUGAAGUAUCGAAGGUGUUCAAUGUUUUCAAGGAUGUCUUUCACUUUGAGGUCCAGAUGUUCAGGAUUCCAAGCGAGGACCCCCAUGUUGCUGUCACAAAGAAAAUCUCGGAGUUUGUGGGCCUUGGAGGUGAUAGUGAGGAGCAUCUGAAAAUUGUGUAUUAUGCUGGUGCUUCACAGAUGUCAAAGAACAAGAGAUUGAUGUGGAAUAGUGGGAGGAGAAGUGACAAAUCCGCUGUUGAGUGGACUGACAUCCAAAUUGCCCUCGAGAAAGCCCAGAGUGAUGCUCUGAUACUCCUGGAUACUACCCACACAGUAACUCAAACCUGCAUCCGAGGUAAUGGAGUUACUGAACUCAUUGCUGCUCGAACAUUCAAUGUAAACGCAAAGGAUACUGAGUCAUAUGUCUUCACCAAGGAUUUAGCGAAGGAGCUCCGAGAACUGAGCAAACUACCAUCAUUUUCAAUAGGCAAUUUGUACCACAACAUAUUCUGCCGAGCCCAAAGUCGAAUAACACAGCAAAACGGAGAUGAGAGGGCACCCAUUUACAUACCACUGACACAGGAGGACUCCAAGUAUCCACGCAGUAUCCGUCUCGCCGUUCACAAAGGUAGUGAGAAUGGCUACAGCGAGCCCUCAUUCGAAGUUCAGCAUCCGGAAAGGGCAGGUACCACUGGCAUCUCACCAACACCGUCUUUUCUCCACUCAUCAUCAACUCUACCUGGCGAAGUCCCACGGAUGGCUUUUGCGAUCCGACUCAAAGACGACUUUAAUGUUGGCGACCUCUCAUCAGAUCUGUUCCUCCAGUGGCUAGGGAAUCUUCCCGCAUCCGUUGCAGAAGUUAAGAUGGAAGCAGGAUUCCAUAGCUUCUCCUCUCUCCUCAUCGUGUCUGUCCCGAUCUGUAUGUCGAUAUAUAUGCCACAAGACCCGGCGGUGAUAAGCUUGGGACCAAUCACAUCCUUCAACCAAGUGUUGAACCGAGUCUCGGGGUUCAUGCCUAAGGACCUCCCAACACCCAAACCUGAUGUCUGGGAAUUCGAGAAUCUUCCCCUACCAACGAAUGGCAAGAAGUCUACGAAUGGCGUCAAUGGAGUGCAGACAUCAGAAGUACGAUUCCAGAGGCACCCCGAAAUCAUCGACGAUAAGGAGAAUAGACCACCGCUUCAACGAGGGUUUCCAUCAGACUUAAGCAUCGACAGCGGUUUCGUCGAGCCGAUUGUCCCAAAUGGACUUCGCCAUGGUCAUACAUUGAUUGGUGAGCUUCCGCCCGCGCUGGAACAGUCACACCCAAUCAAUGUCCCAGGACCACACACAAGCGAGCCCAAUGGACCUCAAUCCAAAGCCCACGCAAAAAUCAGAUCAUACACCGAUGAUCCGAACACCAAGCGAUUCCCAAGAAUAUCAAGACCAGUCGAGUUGCUGAGGAAUAGCUACGAUUGUAUUGUGAUUGGCUCUGGAUAUGGUGGUGGUGUUGCUGCGAGUCGAAUGGCUAGAGCGGGGCAAUCGGUCUGUUUGCUCGAGAGGGGGAAGGAAAGAUGGCCUGGAGAAUAUCCUAGCGGCUUCCUAGACGCGUUUAAGAACCUUCAUGUCUCGGGUGAAUUCGCUCCUGGAUUCCUCAAAGGUGCCAUGGUUGAAGGCGGGGAUCCAACAGGUCUCUACCAUCUUAUCUGCGGCAAAGGUCAGAAUGCUUUCGUUGGCAACGGACUCGGCGGAACGAGUUUGUUGAACGCAAAUGUAUUCCUGGAAACUGAUUCCAAGACGAUGAAAAUGCCAUGCUGGCCGAAAGAGUUGCGCAAGCCAGACUCGCUAAGAGAAUACUACGACCGAGCAGCACAUGUCCUUGAGCCAGAGGAGUACCCGAAAGAUUGGCCGGAGCUCCCCAAGUUGACCAUGCUUGAGCGACAAGCUAAGGCUCUCAGCUGGGGCGACAAGUUCAAGAGAGUACCGCAGACGACUCGUUUCAAAGGUGGUCCCAAUAGCACUGGCGUCGAAAUGUAUCCUUCUGCCUUGACGGGAAUGGAUUCUACUGGAGUCAAUGAUGGAUCAAAGUCAAGUACCCUUGUCAACUACCUUGCUGACGCCUGGAACUGGGGUGCUGAGAUGUUCUGCGAAUGCGAGGUGAGAUACAUCAAGAAACACCCAGAUCCGGAAGAAGAGGGCUAUCUGGUAUUUUUUGCCUGGCAUGGAAGUUGCCGGGGAGCUUUUCAAGAACGCCUAUAUGAAGACCUGAUGUGGGUUCAUGCUAGAAAGUGUGUAUUCCUGGGAGCUGGAAGCAUUGGCACGACGGAGAUCCUGCUCAGAAGUAAGAAACUUGGCCUAUCGAUGAGCGACAAAGUCGGUACCGGCAUGAGCGGAAACGGUGAUAUCCUAGCAUUCGGCUACAACACCGACACUGAAGUCAACGCCAUCGGCCGUCAAUAUCCAUCCCCAUACAAACCAGUCGGACCAACGAUCAGUGGAAUUAUCGACUGCAGAGACGAUGUUGAAAAUCCUCUUGACGGUUUCGUCAUCCAAGAAGGUGCUAUUCCCAAAGCUCUCGCACCCCUUUUCCAGACCAUGUUGGAGAUGAUGCCUGGCAACCAAAUACCCACCGGUCAGACUCUCCUCGAGAAAGUGAAGCAUUCUAUCGCACAACAAGGCAGCCGUUUCCUAGGUCCGUAUUACGCGAAAGGCAGUAUCGAGCGCACGCAGGUUUAUUUGGUCAUGAGCCACGACUCGAAUCAGGCAAUCCUGACACUGAAGGACGACAAGCCUGUACUCGAGUUCCUCGGUGUAGGAAGAAGCGAUCAUGUCCAAUACCUGAACGAUGUCCUCAGGCAAGCUACUCAAGCCGUUGGAGGGACAUAUGUCAACAGUCCUUUCUACGCGGCACUUGGUCAGCAGGAAAUCACUGUGCAUCCAAUCGGCGGAGCGUGUAUGAGUAAGACCGAGUUUGGCGAGCAUGGUGUAACCAAUCACUGGGGUGAAGUCUUCACGGGUGAUGGUAAAGAAACGCAUCAUGGUCUGGUUGUCACAGAUGGUGCAGUUAUCCCAACUGCUCUCGGUGUCAAUCCCUUUGCUACAAUUACAGCUCUGGCUGAAAGAUCAGUUGAGCAUGCAGCCAAGUUCCGGAUCAAGCGCAAGAUUGAUUUCGAAACGAAGAAUGACAUGCUAGAUCUGUUUGCUGAGCCACAUCAGUAUGCCGAGGGAAAGAAGGUGCUGCAGCGGAAAGACACAACUGGUAUCAGAGAGGCUAUCAGUCUCGUCAAAGCCACGAGAGAGGCGAAGGCCAAUGGAUUUGGUUUCUCUGAAGUCAUGUCUGGAUACAUCCAUGUUGGGGAAGGGAUCGAAGGUGAUAAAAUUGAGGAUUAUGAGACUGCUGCAAAGACUGCGAAGGGUCUUUGUGAGGAGGCGAGGUUUUUCUUGAGCGUGAAGGCUUGGGAUACGCACACGAUUGUCAAUCGAGCAGAUCACAAAGCUAUGCUUACCGGCACUUUUACAUGUGCUGGUCUUCCUGGCAGUCCAUUUAUGGUUCAGCGAGGAAACUUCCACCUGUUCAAUGUCGAUCAAGAGGCACCCGGUACUCGCAAUCUCACCUAUGACUUCGACAUGACAUCGACAGAUGGCCGAGCAUUCCAUUUCCAUGGACAGAAAAUCGUCGAUUCAUCGGUUGCACUCGGACCAUGGCGAUUUUGGAAGGCAACGUCGACGCUGUAUGUCACUAUUUCGGAAUCAUAUGGGAGGAAGCAAGUCCUAGGCCGUGGAAUCAUGCAAAUCAAACCUUCGGAUUUCUUCUCCGAACUCUUCACAUUGAAGGCUUCUGGAAAGAGCUUCCUUGCCAAGCUUCGCUCUUCAGCAAGCUUCAUGGGAUUCUUUGCUCGACAAUCAAUGGGUCUAUUCCUCGCUCCUUUCACAUGGCAGCAAUACCCAUCCGUGACAUAUACCGGCUACAUCAACGACACUUCACCAGACCAUACAAUCCAGAUCGUCGCCUCGGAUGGCGUCCGCUCACUCCUCCACGUCUGGGAACCCCGCAAUCCAAAAAUCAAAACAGUCAACCUCUUCAUGAUCCCGGGCGCCUCGGUCGACGAGAAGAUCUUUUCCCUCCCCACUAUCGAAGUCAACGCCGUUAAUUACUUCACACGUGCAGGCUACCGCGUCUUCGUCACUGUGCAUCGUAUCUGCCAAUUGAUGGUCGCGGAGAACGACUGGACGACGUAUGACUCUAGGCUUGAUAUUCGCGCUUGCUUCGAGUGGAUCCGCAAGAAACAUGGCCACGCACCCAUCUACACCAUCUCGCACUGCAUGGGUGCAGUAGCUUACUCCAGUGGUCUCCUCGAUGGCACGAUCCCCACGACAUGGGUGAAAGGUAUCUCGACUUCGCAGGUCCUCAUGAACCCCAUCUGGUCGACACUCAAUAUGGCGAAAGUGCUUGCUGGACCAAUCCCGUUCGAUAAAUUGUAUGGCUUGCUUGGGGGGAAAUGGUUCUCGUGCUCGAGUACGACGGAUGAUAGUUAUUUCCAGCAGUUGGUUAACCAGAUACUGAGGUUUUAUCCCGAUGAGAGGGAAGAGAUCUGUAAUAAUGUUUCGUGUCAUCGGUGUUCGUUGGUUUUUGGUCGGUAUGUUACAUCCCCUUCUGCUCAUUCUCCUUUUGCUUCCAUCUUUCAUACUGACCAGUCUACCAGCCUUUGGAACCACCGCAACCUAAACGAAGCCACCCACCGCCAAAUCAACCGCUUCUUCGGCGGCGUCAACAUGACUCUCCUCCACCUUCUCAUGCGCAUGGGCUACCACGGCCACGUAACCACAAACGGCCCACUCUUUGCCCCUCUCACCACCCCUCACAAUCUCCACCGUCUCGAAAACAUCCCCAUUCUCUUCUUCUCCGGCGCAGACAAUAAAGUGCUCACGCCUGAGAGCACGGACAAGAGUUACAGUACGAUGAGGGAUAUGUUUGGUACCAGGGAUUAUAGUAGGGUUGUUGUGCAGGGAUAUGGGCAUCUGGAUUGCUGGAUGGGGAGGAAGGCGUAUAGGGAUGUGUAUCCGAUGAUUAGGGAGGAGGUUGAUCGGGUGUGUAGGGGGGAGGGGUACAGAUACACGGAGCCGGAUUGGGAGAAUGAUUGGGAGGGGUGGAGGGAUUUGCCGCAGAGUGGUGGAGCGGUGACAAUUUGAGUUGUAUGAUGUUGUGCGUUGUGUUUGAUGCCUUUUCUUCGAGUAGGAUAGCUUUGGUUUGUUUUUGACGUUGAUGUCUUGAUAGGGUAUGCUUUUGAGCGGGAGUCAGUGAGGAAACAAAAGAUGGAUUUCUAGGUUGUGUUUUAUGGGAGUUUGGAUUUCUCUUCACUGGAUCGGGGAAUCUGAAUAUCGAUACAGCCCUCUGGUUUCUGGGUUAUUGGUUCUACGGUUGGACAUUCGCGUUGUAAUUUCUAGUUUAUACAGGGAUUUGGAUAUUUUUCUGUUACUUGGUUGUUCGUCCUAAAUAUAUUUCAAUUGAUCAGCAUCACACUUCAUUUUAACUUUUCCAUUACAGUUCCACAGCGCGAGCAUCGAGGAGUUCUGCGAAUAGGAGAUGUUUUAGUAUGCAGAAGGGAGUAGUUUAGAAAUGCGGUAGGCUUAAUAGUCG